UUAAACGCUGAACUUUGGUCGUUGCUUUCGUUUGUGUCAGAACUGCUGCUUGAAUCAUAAUCAGCUGUCAAUGUUAACGUGUAGCUGUGUCAGAGGCACGCAGAGAACAUGUCAGAUACUCGGACCAAGUUUAAAUACAACUGCUGGGACUUCUUGUUCACUUGUGUGGGCCUGCCGCUGUUCAUAUUUGACGUCGUUUUGGAUGUACUGGCUGCUGUGUCCUUUUAUAAGGAAAGGGCCUACGUGUACCUCGGUGUGCUGGUGCUGUUUCUCCUGGGCUCGUCGCUGCUCACUCAGGCUUACAGCUGGCUUUGGUACAGCUAUGACGAGUUUGAGAGGAAGACAAAGGUCGAGAAGCUGCCGUCCCCGAGGCAGCUCAAGCUGCUCCACGUAUUUCAGCUGGGAAUCUACUUCAGGCAUGCAGGAGUCCUGGAAAUGGCCGUGCAAAGCUUCUACAAGAAGAUCCCCGACCCUGAGAAUGGUGCCAGCCGACAUACGGGUUCCUCUGCAGAUGAACAGGAGCCUGAUUCCGAGAGCAUAGCCGUGUCAUUGAACCACGAUCUGAGCAUGUUACGAAUCAUAGAGACGUUUGCAGAGAGCGCCCCGCAGCUCACGCUCAUGCUCACCAUCAUUCUGCAGCAGGGCUAUCCAGAUCUUAUUACAGUGUUGAAGGCCGUCGGCUCGGCCUCGGCUAUCGCCUUCACUGUGACGACCUAUCAUCGCUCCCUGCGCUCUUUCCUGCCUGACAAGAAGAAGCAGAACAUAACCUCAUCAGUCAUCUACUUCACCUGGAACCUGGUUCUCAUCUCUUCUCGUCUCACUGCACUCGCUCUUUUCGCCUCCGUGCUGCCCUGCUUCAUCUUCACCCACUUCAUCUGCUCUUGGCUGGUUUUAUUCUUCUUCGCUUGGCGAUCCAAGACAGAGUUCAUGGAAAGUCCUUGUGGAGAAUGGCUUUAUCGAGCUACUGUUGGCCUCAUUUGGUAUUUCGACUGGUUUAAUGUGGCCGAGGGGAAGACGCGGUACAGGACUGUGCUCUAUCACGGGUAUAUGCUGACUGAUAUUUGCAUCCUCUGUGCCGUGUGGUGCUGGAAGAUGAGCACAGAUCCUCCUGAUUUUGUGAUAGAGCCCAUGCACGCUUUAAUCAUAGCUGUCUGUGUUGUUGUGGUUUACAUCCUCGGUCUAAUACUCAAAGUUAUUUAUUAUAAGUUCUUCCACCCAAACCUUGACAGCGAUGAGCAGCAAUCUGUAGAUGAGGUGGACUUCCGCAUGAUGAGCUCUGCAACAGAAGUCUCAGCACACUACAAUAAAAGAAUGAGGAAGCUGGCCAAGAAUUUCUACUCAUGACCUGCAUCAUUUGACAUCCACAGGAUGUGGAGGCUACAAAGAGACUCAGUCAUGCAGAUGUCAUGAAACCAGCUACUUUUUAAAGCUAGAUCAUAAAGGCUGUGUGAUAUUGUGGAUCACCUGCUUCCUAACCAAUCACUCAUACAUUCUCACAUGGCAUUACUCAACUUAGUUUGGAGACAAAUUCUUAAAAGCACUUUCUGCUCUUCAUUAAGUGGUGCUACCAUCUAACAAAACAUUUCUAGACAUCAGUCUUUUGUUUUCCUUUAAAAGGACAGGCUUUCAGGUCAGUAACAUGCAUGUUUGAAACUGUUAUGGAGAUCUUUUUGAAAUAUUAUUGCACUGCUUUUUAAAAAAAAAAUAAAUUUUUUUUAUUUUUCUGAAGAAUAUAACGGUGUAAAAAAACUAAUUUAAAAAAUAUAUUUUCUUUAUUAUAACAAAGCAAUAUUCUAACAAUGUUGCACUAUUGUAAACUGUACUUUACUCAAGUCUAAAGUACAAAUGUUCUGUUUUACAGAAUUAAUGAGUUGCCUUAAAAUCCCCAGACAGCCUCCAUGGACCUGAAAUCUUGAUUUCUUGAGCAAUAGAGCACCUCUCUCUCCUAAUACAGAUUUAUUCUGGUUUAGAUUUGAAACAUGUGAUAAGGCUGCCAUUUUUUUUGAAUAAUAUAGAUGGCUCAGUGUCAGACUGUUUUUCUACAGUGUUUGCCAAGAUCACUUGGACUGAUGUGGAUAUAACACAACGCAUCUAAAAUACGUUAAGGCUGCUACAUGGUGAAAAGAUGCCAAUGCCUUCCGUUUGACUCCCAGUGUUGAUGACCUUUACAAUCAAUAAUGUAAUUUUUUAUUUUUUAUGUUAAGCAAACUUGGAUUUAAAAAGGUGUAUGAAGCUACAAAACAUAUUUAUGUCACAUAGUGCCUACUUAAGUUUGUUUGAUGUGUUUAAGUUAAUUUAUUAAUCUAUUGUAACAGAAUUCCCAACUUUGGGAUAAAGUAUAUUUUGUCUAAGAUUAUUAUUAUUAUUAUUAUUAUUAUUAUUAUUAUUAGUUUUAAUGGAAAUAAAUCCUUGUAUGACAUGACUAUUCUGCAGUGGGUUAUUUAUGAUUAUGUGGUCAAUUAUUUAUUUUUUUAAAUGGCUGAAAAACAUAUAAUAUUAGCUUUAGAGCUAUAUGAAACAAUAGUUUAAAGCUUUGUCGGUCACUUUCAGUUCUGUGUGCAAAUGAAUCCAAACAAAAGGAGACAAAUGUUAUUAUAAA
Molecule: messenger RNA, 2599 nt
Organism: Haplochromis burtoni (Burton's mouthbrooder)
Lineage: Eukaryota; Metazoa; Chordata; Actinopteri; Cichliformes; Cichlidae
Product: XK-related protein 8
Exons: 3
Coding region: 109-1344 (411 amino acids)
Biological process (GO): phosphatidylserine exposure on apoptotic cell surface; engulfment of apoptotic cell; apoptotic process involved in development
Cellular component (GO): plasma membrane
Source: RefSeq, a predicted model, not a curated record